Messenger RNA from Phyllotreta striolata, 2341 nucleotides. The record is from the annotation of a GenBank genome assembly. Lineage: Eukaryota; Metazoa; Arthropoda; Insecta; Coleoptera; Chrysomelidae.
CUGGAACAAUAACAUUUAUUAACACUUUAGCACUUAAGUAUACGCUUUAUAAAUCGGCAGUUCGUAAGUUUGAAAAAAGUUUCGCGCGUGGUUUUCGGAUCUAUUUUCGUAAUCGAAAGUAUAUACACAAUCGGGUUGGAAAAAAAUUCGGUUGUUGUUAAAUUCCUUUUGGAUAUGAUGUUAUUAUCUGAAUUGUAAAUUGUGAUUGAAUUGUUGGAAGUUGGUUGAAAAUUCCUCGAAUUCCAAAUAAUGGAUUUCUAUUCGUUCUAAUCGUUCGUUUUAUGAUGAUUUCUUGAUAAACGACUCCGAAGAAUCUAAUAAACAGCGGGUCUCCCGAAGGUAAAAAAAAUCCCGAAAUAUGGCCGUUUCCUUGUAGGACGACCGGCGCUCGAUUAGAAUUCCACUCCUACACACCAGGAAAUAGAAUAUGAACGGUUCUCUGUACGACGAGGAGGAACCAUUCAAGACCAACGUGACGCUGGAGCAGUGCCAGGCCCAAUACGCCAAUGAGUCCUCGUUUUUGUCCCAACAAUAUCCCGAGGGAUAUUGCAAAGUUACAUUCGACAAAGUAUUGUGCUGGCCGCCCUCGCCUCACAACACCACUGUUACCAUUAAAUGUUUCUCGGAAUUGUUCCACAUCAAAUACGAUGACACACAAAACGCGACUAAGGAAUGCCUCUGGAACGGCACUUGGUCCAAAUCCAACUACAACUCCUGCAAAGAGAUCAUCACGCUUCCUGCGGAUGUCGAAACGCAGACCACGAUCUACUUCGUCGGGUACACGCUAAGUUUGGUCACCCUGUUUAUAGCCAUGAUGAUAUUCACGUAUUUCAAAGAAUUGCGAUGUUUGAGAAAUACAAUACACAUGAACUUGAUGUUAUCCUACAUGCUCACCUAUUGCGUGUGGAUAGUAACUCUCAUUUCGUUGAAUUUCGGUGGCAGCGUCCUCUGCAUAAUCAUAGUCACGUUGCUCCAUUACUUCCACAUAACGACAUUUUUCUGGAUGUUCGUCGAAGGUCUCUACCUUUAUAUUCUGGUCGUCGAGACGCUCACCAGAGAGAAUUUUAAAUUGCGAGUGUACAUCUUCAUCGGAUGGGGCAUGCCGAUGAUAUUCGUAUUGAUUUGGGUGACGGUGAAAUCGUUCAUUCCCCAAUCGGAGGAUCUCAACAACUCGUGCCGCUGGUUCGACACGCAUCCGAUCGACUGGAUAUUCCAAGCGCCCACCGUAUUGGUCCUGCUGUUGAAUUUGGUGUUCCUCUUGUGCAUCAUGUGGGUGCUGAUUACGAAGCUCCGAUCGGCCAACACGUUGGAAACGCAACAAUACCACAAAGCCGCCAAAGCUCUGCUCGUCCUGAUGCCUCUGCUCGGCAUCACCUACGUGAUCACCAUCUACGCGCCGAUGCCGGACGCUUCGGUGAACGUGUUCGAAUGCACCAGGGCCGUAUUGUUAUCGACGCAGGGUUUCACCGUAGCUUUGUUCUACUGCUUCUUGAACACGGAGGUCCAGAACACUCUGAGGCAUCACAUAGAAAACUGGAAGACCAGGCGCUCUUUGGGACCCCGAAGUCUCCGAUCGGGCAGCAAAAGCAAAGAUUGGUCGCCGCGAUCGAGAACUGAAAGCAUACGGUUAUACAGCCAGCCCACUAACAUCUAUCACAAAAGGGAAUCUUGCACCUCAGAAAUAACAACAACGACUAUAGUAACGGUCAACGGGGGCGGUUCCAGACCCACCAACGGCACUCCCAAAGCGAGGAGCCCCUUUUUGUACCCGCCGAGGCCUAGUUACGGGGGUAACGUGUAAAGUUCCCACAUUCCUGCCGGUACAAUGCAUACCUAUCGAACGUCCCUUCCUUUAUCAUUUACUACCGAUUACAUUUUAUUGAAUUUAAUACCUACUACCUACGUUAUCUACAUUGUUAAAAUUGUGUUGCAAUUUUGUUAAUCUCGAUCCAUUAUAAAUCAAUUUGGAGUAUGCGGAUUUCUGGAGGUAAUUUAUAUUUAUGUAUAUACAUAUAAUGGAAAAUGCCUUUAUGAAUAUUUAUGAGUGCGAAUGAAUAUACUGUCAUGGAUGCAGCGACUGUGCAUAAUAAUAUAUCAUACCUACAUGUAUACGUCAAGUUACACGUAUUACAAAAUGUUAAAAAUGAGGAUGGAUGUCGUGCAAGAAUAACCAUUUUUAAUAGUUUUUGUCGCAUCAUAAAACAUCUUUGUGGAAGUGAUACGACUUACAAAAUAUUUUUAAGAGGUUCGUUUUAUUCCAUAACAUAUACAUACCAAAUAUUACUUUUAAAUAGGAUGAGUAGUUUCCUAUAUACAGAUAGUUUUACUCUACGUGGGACAC